UUUGCCGGCUGCUUCCUGCAGCUGUACUUCUUUAUCGCCUUGGCCACAACCGAAUGCAUCCUCUUUGGCUUAAUGGCCUAUGACCGGUACGUGGCCAUAUGCAACCCCCUCCUUUACUCCUUGGUCAUGUCCAGGACAGUCUGCCUCAAAAUGGCAGCAGGGGCUUUUACAGCAGGAUUCCUGAACUCCAUGGUGAACACCAGUUAUGUAGGCAGCCUGCCAUUCUGUGGCUCCAAUGUCAUUCAUCACUUCUUCUGUGACAGCCCUCCACUUUUCAGACUUUCCUGUUCUGACACGCACCUGAAUGAAAGCAUCUUUUCCACUUUUGCUGGUGUGAAUAUGGUCGGGGCUCUGCUUAUCAUCCUCACCUCUUACUCCUACAUUCUCUUCUCGAUCUUCCAUAUGCAUUCAGGGGAGGGAAAGCGCAAGGCAAUUUCCACCUGUGCCUCUCACUUGAUGGCUAUAACUCUGUUCUAUUCCACUGCCAUCUAUACCUAUCUGAGACCCAGUUCCAGCUACUUUCUGGGUCAGGACAAAGUGGCGUCCGUGUUCUACACAGUAGUGAUCCCCAUGUUGAACCCUCUAAUCUACAGUCUCAGGAAUGAGGAAGUAAAGAAAGCUUUCUGGAAUUUAACUGCCAGGAGAAGGAUUCCUUCAUUUGUCUGA
This is a messenger RNA of Suricata suricatta (meerkat), 666 nucleotides long. Its product is annotated as olfactory receptor 5F1-like. Gene Ontology annotation, cellular component: membrane. The annotation marks the transcript as partial. Gene Ontology annotation, biological process: sensory perception of smell; G protein-coupled receptor signaling pathway. Gene Ontology annotation, molecular function: odorant binding; olfactory receptor activity. Lineage: Eukaryota; Metazoa; Chordata; Mammalia; Carnivora; Herpestidae. The record is from RefSeq and is a predicted model, not a curated record. The transcript has a single exon.